AGGAAGGAAGGAAGGAAGGAAGGAAGUUGGUUUGUCCCAUCAGGAGGAGCUGUGCAGCGCAGUGGAAGUGACCUCACUGCCGGGACAGCGCCGGGAUCCAGUCAGCGCUGCAGCACCGGCCGCCAGUGCGGGCGCGCCGUGCGAGCAGCCAAUGGCAGGGGCGGCGCCGCUUGUUGUCGCCCCGUGAGGCGGCUGCGCCCUGGGCUCGGUGCCGCCGCCGCCGCCGCAGGAGGGACCCGGGAGGGCCCAGGCCCCGGUACCCGCUCGCCUCUCGCCGGGCCCGCAGCCCCCGCGGAGGGCGGGGAGAUGCAGCCCCCGGGCGCUCAGCAGCCGCCGCUCUACGCGCCCAGCAGCGGGGACUUCACCUUCGUCUCCUCGGCGGACGCCGAAGAUCUUAGUGGUUCCAUAACAACUCCAGAUGUUAAGCUAAAUCUUGGAGGAGAAUUCAUCAAAGAAUCUACUGCAACUACAUUCCUAAGACAGAGAGGCUAUGGCUGGCUUCUGGAAGUGGAAGAUGAUGACCCAGAAGAUAACAAGCCACUCCUGGAAGAACUCGACAUUGAUCUGAAGGAUAUUUACUACAAAAUUCGAUGUGUGUUGAUGCCUAUGCCAUCUCUUGGGUUCAAUAGGCAGGUAGUGAGAGACAAUCCGGACUUUUGGGGUCCUCUGGCAGUUGUCCUCUUCUUCUCAAUGAUUUCAUUAUAUGGACAAUUUAAGGUUGUUUCUUGGAUUAUAACUAUUUGGAUAUUUGGAUCCUUGACAAUUUUUUUACUGGCCAGAGUUCUUGGAGGAGAAGUUGCUUAUGGCCAAGUUCUUGGUGUAAUAGGAUAUUCCCUACUUCCCCUCAUUGUCAUAGCACCUGUACUUUUGGUGGUUGGAUCAUUUGAAGUUGUUUCUACCCUAAUAAAAUUAUUUGGAGUCUUUUGGGCUGCAUACAGUGCUGCAUCAUUACUAGUUGGAGAAGAAUUCAAGACCAAGAAACCCCUUCUAAUUUAUCCAAUCUUUUUAUUAUACAUUUAUUUUCUGUCCUUGUAUACUGGGGUGUGAUCUAGUGUAAGAUGUGGCCAGAAACCAUUAUUUCAGUCACUUGCAGACUGAUGAUGUGUAAGAUUAAGAAGGCUGGAGAUAACACAAGUGAUGUUUUGUAUCCAGUUGUCGAGAUGUUUUAAGAUGGAAGAGCAUAUUUGUGUAUAUUAUUUAAUGAAGCAAUUGUAGCUAUAUAGAUUUGUAUCAAAGUUCUAGGUUUGUUUAAGACUCUUCAGAUUUUAAUGAACAAAAUAAAAGAACCUUGUGUUUUAUAACAAAGCGUAGCAAAACUGCAACUCAAUACCUGUGCCAAACGCACUGGGACCAGAUUACUAUAUUCAAGAAUUUAAAAUGAGAAGUUAACUGUUAACAAUCUCAAAGUGCAAUUUUUCUUUUGAGCUUAAACACAGCUGGCUUUCUUUGGCACAGCAGAUUCUGUAGAUAAUAUAUAUUUAUGAAACAGUCCUGAUUGUUCACAGAAUAGUCUGUAUAAUCAAGACAAGAAGAUACUACUUUUAAUUUAGUGCCUCAAUUACUGUGAUUUGGCUGUUGAGUUUUUAUAAAUUCCAAUUUGUUUUCAAAACGUGUAUAUACUGUGUAUUUUGUAUCUAUGGCUUGUGUGUACCGUAAAUACUCCUUGGUUAAGGAUGUAUAUUGGGUUUUUAAAAAUUGAAGAUACAAGUAUUCAAAGUUUUCAUUUACUAUCUCUGACCAAAGGAGCAAGAUAUUUACUGCGUGACAUAAUUAAUUAAAGUGCGUAUUUAGAGAAUCAAAUUAUUUUACUUAAAAGUAUAAAUUUACAGAGAAAUGGGUGAACACCUUUCUCAAUUCUAGUGCUGGCCUAAUGUUGGAGAGAAAAAAGAUGAUCUAUCAAAUUUAUGUGAUCUUUAAACAAUGUUAUUUUAUGAUGACAAAAUAAAAAUAUUGCUUCCCUAA
This is a messenger RNA of Prinia subflava (tawny-flanked prinia), 1962 nucleotides long. It is a transcript of the gene YIPF4, whose product is annotated as Yip1 domain family member 4. Gene Ontology annotation, cellular component: trans-Golgi network; membrane. NCBI's taxonomy places the organism in Eukaryota, Metazoa, Chordata, Aves, Passeriformes, Cisticolidae. Gene Ontology annotation, biological process: vesicle fusion with Golgi apparatus; endoplasmic reticulum to Golgi vesicle-mediated transport. Bases 307 to 1047 code for a protein of 246 amino acids. The transcript is spliced from 6 exons. The record is from RefSeq and is a predicted model, not a curated record.